AAAUUGUGUAUUUUUACAGUUAUUAGAACCGAAGAAGAAACCAUUAAACCCAAAAGCCGCCAUGUUUUCAAGAACGAGUACCACCUUCCCUUUAGCCAAACUCCCUUCUCCCUCUCUCUCCUCUCGCUCUCUCUCCUCAUUCCCAUCAUCCACAGCCUCCCUCAUCCUCUCUCACCUCAAUUCCAACGACACUUCAGCAGCAAUCUCCACCCUCCUCUCCUCUCUCCCCUCUUCAACCUCCCCUCCUCCCCCUUCACUCCUCAACCCCAUCUUCUCCUCUCUCUCCAAAACCCACCAAUUCCAAUCCGCCAUCUCUCUCUACAACUCCCUCCUCCAUCACAAAAUCACCCCUGAUCUAAUCUCCGCUAACAUAGUUCUCAACUGUUACUGCCAAGCUCACCAAAUUGACCAUGCCCAGAAACUGUUCGACGAAAUGCCGCAAUGGGGCUUGUCACCCGAUCCCGUCUCAUUUAACACUCUUGUUAAAGGGUAUUGUAAAGAGAACCGGGUUGGUGAUGCUUUUCGGGUUUUGGAAUGGAUGAAGAGGAAAGGGUGGAGCCCGAAUGUGUACACAUAUUCGAUGCUUAUUGGGGUUGUUUCUCGAAAGGAGAGCAUGGAUUCCUUAAUGGGUUUGAAGCUUAUGACAGAGAUGAUGAUGGGUGGAGUGGAGCCGAGCGGGGUGAAUUGUAAUUGUGUGCUUGCUUCAUUGUGUAAGGAGAGGAAAAUUAUUGAGGCGAGGUUGGUUUAUGGGUGGAUGAAGAAGGCAGGGAUUGGGGUUGAUAUUGUGAGCUGCACUUGUUUUCUUGAUGUUUUCUGUCGGGAGAGGAUGUUGGUUGAAGCAAGAUUGCUUUUUGAUGAGAUGCCGGAGAUGGGUGUUGCUCCGAAUUUGAUUACAUGCAAUACCUUGAUUCAUGGGUAUUGUGUGAGUGGGAAGUUGGACGAAGCUUUGAAAAUGCUUGAUGAUAUGGUUAAGAAUGGUCCUAGUCCGAAUAUAAAGACAUUUACGAUUGUGAUAAAGGGGCUUUGUGUAGGUGGGAAGCUAGAGGAGGCGAUAAGGGUAAUAGACAUAAUGACUCAACAGGGGAUCAACCUUGAUAAGUUCAUAUAUUGCACCUUGCUUGAAGGUUUAUGCAAAAUAGGCAAGUUGGAGGAUGCAGUUCAACAUUUUCAUCAAAUGGGAGAAACCAUGGAAUUUAAUGAUAUUGUUGCUUAUAAUAUCUUGAUUAACGCAUUUUGCAAAAUGGGCAACAUGGAGAGGGCCAAAGAGUUAUUUAUGGAGGUUACUGAUAAAGGAUUGAGCCCUGAUUUGCGUGCGUACACAACCUUGAUUGACGGAUUUUGUAAGAUCGGAAACAUUGAGGCUGCACAAGAAGUGGUAAGGGACAUUCAGAAGAACGGUGUUAAGCCUGACGUAAUAAUGUUCUCUGUAUUGAUGGAGGGGUUUUGUGAGGCUAAAAAUUUUGAAGCUGCAGAAAAUUUACUGUGUGAUAUGGCACGGUAUGGUCUUGAACCGAACAUGGCUAUCUAUACCACAAUGAUAUUUGGUUUGUGCAAGUCCGGGGAUAUGGAUCGGGCCUUGCACUUUAUGAAAGAAAUGACAGAAAAAGGGCAUCAGCCCAAUGCCAAAACUUAUAUGAGACUGUUCAAGUGAAAUGUGUAGGUAAGGAAAGCCUUUGUCAUGCCAAGAAUUAGCUUUAUUAAAUGAACAUACAAACAAACGAUUAGCUAAUCGGCUUGAGAAACCGAACUGUCAUCAAGGAAAAUAUCGGUCCUCAGGAAGAACAUUACAUAGCAUGAAGCAUGAUACAGAAGGUAUAACAGUGUGUUAGCAUGAAGGAAUUUCUUGAAAGAUAGAAAUUUGCCUUUUGAAUAGUUCAUUCAGGGGAGGGGAGAAAUUUGCCUUUUGCAUGAAUUUCUUUCCAUAGACAACUGUGAUAUGAACAGCUUGCUAUAUUCCUAAGUUAUGCUACUGAAUAAGGAGGGGGGAGAACUGGAGACAUUUUUUUUAAUGUUUGGUAGAAUUUUGCACCGUACAGAUUAGAAAAAAUUGCAUAUUUAGCUUUUGAAGGUGUCUUAUUUUUCUGUUAGUUGAUUUAUUUGACGGUAUUGCUGUAAAAAAUUCAACCAAAACCUUUGCUUGCUUACAAGGCUAUAUGCAAAAUUCCAGAGGUUGCUAGUGAUUUCUUCCAGUAAAAGGCCAUGAGUUAACCAGAGCACCAUCUAUCACAUAAAGUUUGGUCAUCUUCACAGAGUAUGUAGUGGAGCCUGCAAAUAGUUCUUCUUGUCUCUUUCUUGCUGCUUGAUUUCUAUAAUAUUACUUUAAUAUCCACUGGUUGCUCGGGUUGAUUCUGCUGG
Molecule: messenger RNA, 2355 nt
Organism: Asparagus officinalis (garden asparagus)
Lineage: Eukaryota; Viridiplantae; Streptophyta; Magnoliopsida; Asparagales; Asparagaceae
Product: pentatricopeptide repeat-containing protein At1g12775, mitochondrial-like
Exons: 1
Coding region: 62-1651 (529 amino acids)
Molecular function (GO): protein binding
Source: RefSeq, a predicted model, not a curated record